This is a messenger RNA of Pneumocystis murina B123, 2179 nucleotides long. RefSeq lists its product as hypothetical. NCBI's taxonomy places the organism in Eukaryota, Fungi, Ascomycota, Pneumocystomycetes, Pneumocystales, Pneumocystaceae. The transcript is spliced from 3 exons. Gene Ontology annotation, biological process: regulation of glycogen biosynthetic process. The record is from RefSeq and is a predicted model, not a curated record. Gene Ontology annotation, cellular component: protein phosphatase type 1 complex. Gene Ontology annotation, molecular function: protein phosphatase 1 binding; glycogen binding. Bases 36 to 2132 code for a protein of 698 amino acids.
GAUAAAGGGCCAGAUAAGACACAGAACAGACAUCCAUGCCUUAUAUGCCACCGUCAUGUAGUUCUUUGAAUAAAAUUUCAGCAUCCGUUCUAAAAUGUACUAUGGAUCAAAAAAUCGAAAAAGAAUAUCAUGAGAAAAAUACAAUUCUAUGGGACAAAGAAUGGGAAGAGUUGCCGGAAAUAUGGUUUUCUACGUCAUCAAAACAGAUGAAAGAAGAUAUGUUUGAUUCAGAAAAGAAAGAUAUAAAGAAAAAGGAACAAGAAAAGCGGGAAACCAGAAAUAAUAUGAUUGAAAGUAUUCCGGAAUAUUUAUCUAAUAGCCUAAGAAUGGAUAAUUCAUAUAAAUAUACGCGUGAAUGGGAAGAAUGGAAUAAUAAAGAAUGGCAGCCAUGGGAAGUAAAUGAAGAAAAACAAGAACUACAGAAACUAUCUAAUUAUUUGCGGAAGGUUUCAUCAAGUCCAUCAUUCGAAAGUACAUUAUCAGCAUAUGGAAAUACAACGAAGGAAUUAAAUCUAUCAACAAAUUUAAAUCUAACAGAAAGCACGGAUGCAUUAGAAGAUUCUAAUAGACUAAAAGUUGUUAGAAAGAAAAGUGGGGAAUUAGUAAAAUCAUCAUUAAAAUCAGAAAAACACAAACGUCCACAAUCUAUGCCGUCAACUCCUAUUUUACACAAGAAUGUACAAUUUGCAACAAAAUUAGAGGAAAUUAAGCAUUUUUCUCAAGCAGAAAAGCCAGAAGAAGUAAGUAAAAGCGGAUUAGUAGAUGAAUCAUAUCAAGAUAUAUAUGGAAUGGCAUUUGAUUAUGAUUUAUAUGAUCUAAAAAAAGAAGAAAAAAAUUCGGAUUUGACAAUUGAAUUAGUAAAUUUUGAAAACAGUGGAGCAUUAUGUUUGUCUCAAAAUGUACAAUUGGAGACUGUAUAUCUAUCUUCAGAUAAGAGACAUUUAUUAGGAAGGGUUGCAGUGAAAAAUAUAUCAUUUGAAAAAAUUGUUGGAAUUAGAUUUACAAUGGAUUUUUGGCAAACAAUAUCAGAAGUAAAUGCUGAAUAUACAGAUGAUAUAUUAACAAAACAAUAUAAGGAUAAUCUUGAUAGAUUUGUUUUUAAUAUUAAGUUACAUGAGCUUAUGAAUAUUGAAGAUAAGACUCUAUAUCUUUGCGUGCGAUAUAGAAUUCCAGGGGAAGAAUUCUGGGAUAAUAAUUCAGGCAUGAACUAUAAAAUAGGCUUUAAAAGAAAAUUCAAAACGCAUACACGUCCCUUUACUCAUUUUCCAGCUUUUUCUUUAGGAAGUCGAUAUUUAGAUGAUGAUUUUAAUACAGAGUCAGAUUCUCACUUAUCUAUGUUUCAAUCAUAUAAAAACGAUCCAUUUCACGUUUCUCUAAUGAAUGAUAGCACAAAUACCAAACAAUCAUUACGCAAAAAAGAUAAUUUCGCUAAUAUUUUUUCGAAUCGAUAUGAUUUUAGUACUUCACUCACAGCAGCUAUUAAAGCAUCUGGCACUACGAAUUAUAACGAGAGUAAAAAUAACGAUUCUAAAACAAAAGACAUUAAUUCUUAUGAAGAUUCCAUAGAAAACGUAGAUUUAUAUUUUUCAGAUUUAUUUUUAGUAGAAAAACCAUUAACUAGGAGCCAGAGUAAUAUAUCUUUUGGAAAUGACAUUUCAAAUACCCUUUCAUUAAAUGAUACCAAAUUAUCGACAUCUUUCCAAGAAAAUAAAAAUGCAUGUGAUUUAUUCAAGGGAAGUUCGAAACCAUCUGUAGAUUCUGUUUUAUAUCAAAAUUUUUUAGAUAGUUAUUGUUUUUUCAGAGGAUCGGAUAAAAUAAACACUCAAGACGCUGAAUCUAUAACUUAUACAGGCGAAAAUCCGGAGAAAAAUAUUCCUUCAAUAUCUCAUAAAAAAUCUAAUUCAUCCAGUUCUUUGUCAUCUAUAAAUGAAUUUAUCCCAUUUUCUUCAUUUUCUGGGCCAUUAUUUUAUUCUCAAUCUUCAUUAUCUUCUAUUUCUUCAGUUGAUAGUGUAUCAAAUGUACAGCAACCAUCUGAAUCAAAAACGUCAAUUGACCUUUAUUAUAAUCAUUUGAUUAAUUCAUCACUUACUCUUGAGACACCAGGAGGUGCUCUUACUGCCAUACGGACUUGAUAUUAGUAAUAUUCUAAAGACUUUUAUUUUUUUGCGAAUAUUUACGG